Molecule: messenger RNA, 2354 nt
Organism: Synchiropus splendidus (mandarinfish)
Lineage: Eukaryota; Metazoa; Chordata; Actinopteri; Syngnathiformes; Callionymidae
Gene: slc25a37
Product: solute carrier family 25 member 37
Exons: 4
Coding region: 81-1094 (337 amino acids)
Biological process (GO): iron import into the mitochondrion
Cellular component (GO): mitochondrial membrane
Molecular function (GO): ferrous iron transmembrane transporter activity
Source: RefSeq, a predicted model, not a curated record
ACACGGUGACGAUGUUGUGGUCGUCCACGCCGCUGACUUCUCUCUGAGCCUCAUCACUCAACUGGCGGAGGCCACCACGCAUGGAGUUGAGCUCGAACCGUGUGGUGGCACCGCCGGACAUGUCGGAGAUUCAAGGCAAAGCACCGGAUGCGCUCGGCGGUGAUGGGGACUACGAGAGUUUGCCACCUCAUGUGUCCGUGGCAACCCACAUGACAGCAGGCGCCGUGGCUGGAGUGCUGGAGCACACGGUGAUGUACCCGGUGGACUCGGUCAAGACCCGGAUGCAGAGCCUGCAGCCGGACCCCAACGCCCAAUACAGAGGGGUGUACGAAGCGCUGAAAAGAAUCGUCCAAACCGAGGGCUUCUUCCGGCCCCUGAGGGGCCUCAACAUCACCAUGAUGGGAGCAGGUCCAGCCCACGCGCUUUACUUCGCCUGCUAUGAACGAGUGAAGCGUUCCCUGAGUGAUGUCAUGCAGGGUGGAGGCAACAGCCAUGUUGCGAAUGGUCUGGCAGGAAGUGUGGCCACAGUUCUCCAUGAUGCCGUCAUGAAUCCUGCAGAAGUGGUGAAGCAGAGGAUGCAGAUGUACAACUCUCCCUACCAGGGUCUGUGGGACUGUGUUCGGACUGUGACGCGCACGGAGGGCGUGGGGGCCUUCUACCGCAGCUACAGCACCCAGCUGACCAUGAACAUUCCCUUCCAGGCCGUUCACUUCAUCACCUACGAGAUGAUGCAGGAGCGCCUGAACCCGCACAGACACUACCACCCCGGCAGCCACAUCGUGUCGGGCGCGCUGGCUGGGGCGGUGUCGGCCGCCAUCACCACUCCUCUGGACGUCUGUAAAACUCUGCUUAACACGCAGGAGAACGUGGCGCUGCACUCCCUCAACAUCAGCGGGCAUUUAUCAGGAAUGGCCAACGCCUUCCGGACGGUCUACAGGCUGGGCGGCUUGACGGCCUUUUUUAAGGGCGUCCAGGCGCGAGUCAUUUAUCAGAUGCCCUCCACAGCUAUAGCGUGGUCCGUGUACGAGUUCUUCAAGUACUUCCUGACCAAGCAGCAGAAGGAGGAAGAAGCAGGGCCUGGAAGUUGGCAGUGAAGAAGCCAUGUUUUCUGCAAUGUCAAAGGGAAGUCCGCGCGUGACAGCACUCCUGAGCUAGACUGACGUAUGUUCUGGUCAGUUUAGAACUUGCUUCCUCCUCCAUCAACAUUCCACUCCUCUCUGUCGGUGAAUGAUGUUUAUAAUUCUCAAAAUUGGAUUUUUUUUAUUUAUUUGUGUAGCUUCCCGAGGAAUGCUGUUUUUAGGGACGCAGCGGAAACACACUAGCCAGCUUGUGUGUAUUUGCACAGACGGGAUCAUUCCGAUGAAAAGCUGCACACUCCAAGUGCCUCACACACUUCGGCCUAAUUUUUUUUUUUUUUUUUUUUAUUGGCAGAGACGCACAUUUUCAUUGACCUUUUUUCAGCUGGGUGUUCAUGUUCAAAGCAGCUUUACCUUUCACUCCGAACACCUCUCGAAUAUGAAGCUGAGUUGACUGUGAAGGUCCGGCGACACUACAUGGCUGUUGAAUAGCGCACAACAUUGGUGACAAGUUAUCGAGGGCAGCUGGUUUUUAUUCAAACUCACGGCGACGUGGGGAGCCAUUUCUGGAGGGUGGGUGUGUUACAUGGUGCUUUUGGUUUUUUGCACUGCGACCUGUUACAUUCAGACACAGCAGGUUGAGAUUUUAAAGAAAGUAUAUUGAGAGUUAGAAUGUCGAGUCCCCUCACCUUUAAGCAUGUUUGGUCUUCAAAACAGAAGGUCACUUUUUAAUAAACCAAAGAUGAUUAUUGUUCUAUGCAUUUCUUUUUAAUUUGAGCCUGUGUUCAGAACUGAUUUUAAAAGUGGUACUUUUACAUUGAUUUUUAUUGACUACCUAAAUACUUGAGCAAGCGGAAGUACUACUGUUUUACUAGUGUUUUCGCUUCAGUUUUGUUUGAAGAUGUCUUUUUCUAAUUCCUACUUCCAACAAAAGCCAUGGAAGCAUAUGCAAGUCGGACUCCCAAACCUUGGUGGGCGACUGAAACCCUGUACACAAGCAUUUAUUCCUGUUUUAUUUUAAAACUACUAAUGAAAGAGUGGGAACGAUAUCGUUUCCGUGGUCGUGAGUAGGUGAUGUGUUGUAAAUACUUUCUGCUGCAAGCGCACAAAUGAUCGGAAUGGGAGCUGGGAUCUUAUUUUUUUAUUCUGCUGAGAGUGAUGCUUUGAUUAUAGACUGCAAGUCCGGAGUCAUUGUCUGAUGUUGCUGCUACAGUUUGUAACACUGGAGCUUAAAUAAAAUGGUAAAUGAGAAACCUUUGACUCACCGUCUUGAGUCGC